AUGGCGGAUUAUGGAAGGGGCCUGCAUCCAACAGUGGAGAGAUACAGGCUACUGAUGAUGGCUUGUAUCGUGGGUGUCGCACGGGGAACUAGGAUCAUCAGAAUCGAAAAACAAAAGCCAUCGAUAGAAAGGAAUUUCGUAUCGUCUGACAAGCACACGGACGUGCAACAAAACAAGACUAAUCUGAUCAACAUAUUGUUAUAUUCUAACGCUAAUCUGUUCAAGUCGAAGGACGCGCUCGGUUUUGAGUGCGAAUUCUGCCUGAAGAGAUUCCCGGAAGCCGGCGCCCUUAAAACACAUUUCACCAACGAAUACAGAAAGGUGAAACUGUCGAAGACAAUGCUGAACAACAUAUUCCAUCGCGUCGUCAAGGUAGACGCGACGAACUUGAGAUGCACCAUUUGCGACUCAAGCAUAGAUAAAUUACAUGACAUGAUAUGCCACUUGAAGGAUUUACACAGGAAAUCAGUGUUUCCUGACGUCAAAAAUCUCAUAUUACCGUUCAAGUUUGACACGGUGGAACUCCGAUGCGCGAUCUGCGGACUGGAGUUCGCCGCCUUCAAGAGACUCCAAGAGCACAUGCACUCGCAUUACCCGAACUACAAGUGCGAAACCUGCGGCGCCGGCUUCCUGACGGAGCAGCUGAAGGCUAGUCACGUGCGGCGUCACGGGUCCGGCCAGCACAAGUGCGAUUACUGCGAGAAAACGUUCAACAACUCGCAGUACAAGAAGAUCCACGUCGGGAGAUCGCACUUGGGGCACACAACUCCGUUCAAAUGUACGGUGUGCAACGAGAGAUUCGCCCAACUAUGGAAGAAGAACAGUCACAUGGUGACAGCGCACGGCGGAGAGCCGGUCGUCAUAAAAUGCCAGGCCUGCGAUAGAACUUUCCAGAGUAAACAGCACUUGUCCGUUCACACGAAGCGGGAUCAUCUGUUGGAGCGUCGUUAUGAGUGCACGGAAUGCGAUAAGAGGUUCUUUAUGAAAAGCGGUCUCUCCCGGCACAUGGCUAAGCACGGAACGUUAAAGCAAUACAAAUGUGACGUUUGUCUGAAAGCGUUCGCCAGGAAACACACGCUGAGAGAACACAUUAGGAUACACAUGAAUGACAGGAGGUUUGCGUGCGUCCACUGCGGGCAGGCCUUCGUGCAGAAGUGCAGUUGGAAGAGUCACAUGCGUUCGAAACACGGAGAAAUCGUUUGA
This is a messenger RNA of Bombyx mandarina (wild silkworm), 1203 nucleotides long. RefSeq names its product zinc finger protein 723-like. NCBI's taxonomy places the organism in Eukaryota, Metazoa, Arthropoda, Insecta, Lepidoptera, Bombycidae. The record is from RefSeq and is a predicted model, not a curated record.